This is a messenger RNA of Caenorhabditis elegans, 1162 nucleotides long. RefSeq names its product Putative T-box protein 36 (gene tbx-36). The transcript has 3 exons. Lineage: Eukaryota; Metazoa; Nematoda; Chromadorea; Rhabditida; Rhabditidae. The record is from RefSeq and is marked reviewed. Bases 35 to 1030 code for a protein of 331 amino acids. Gene Ontology annotation, cellular component: nucleus. Gene Ontology annotation, biological process: regulation of DNA-templated transcription; positive regulation of DNA-templated transcription. Gene Ontology annotation, molecular function: DNA-binding transcription factor activity.
AUUUGUAAAUUUAUUAUAUUUUUUCAGUUUCAAAAUGAACGAGCCCACGUACAACUACAAUGACUUUUUGAUGCCUGCAUUGGCAGAUGGACAACCUGAUAUUUCAAUUGAAAUAAGUGAAAUUACGAAGAAACAGUGGAAUCAACUUAUUGGAAUUCAUGAAGUUGUAGUCUACAAAGACUGCAGAAAACUCUUCCCAGCUGCCAAAUUCUCAGUACGUGGUCUCGAUCCGGCUCUCCUCUACUCGGUGGAGAUUUGCUUUGAUGUUCUCAGCCCGUUCACGUUCUCGUAUAAUAAGAAACUCGAAAAGUGGAUUCCAACGAAAACACCCGUCAAUUGUCAAUCUUCGGCGCUGUCUUCAAUGAUUUGUGAAACAGGAGAUUGGUUUAUGAAUGGAGAUAUGGAUUUUGGUGCAUUGAAUAUUACAAGCUCCCACGAAAAAGCCAAGGAGAAAAUCGAACAAAACAGGAUUGCUGUGUGUCUCUCCUCGAGAACAAUGUAUCAAAUCCGAGUUGUGUUGUAUGAGAUGCAAAACGACGAACUGAUAUACCUGAAGGAAACGAAAUUCGACGAAAUGAUAUUCAUCACUUGCACUGAAUAUCGUGGACAAGUCAAUCGUGAAUUGAAGAAGAGUAUGAAUCGUUUCUCAAGAAAAAGAAAGUAUGAAAUCAGUGGAACAAAGUGCCAGCGUUCGAAACGUCCAGCAAAACUUCCUGUCGAAUCUCUAGAUGAGAAGGAACUAAAAAAUGCUGAAAAGGGAAUCAUGAGUUUGCUUGAAUCAUCACCUUCGUCACCAUCGUACCUUUAUCAAUAUCAAUACAAUUCUCCACAAUCAAUACCAUCUUCUAUUUAUGACUCUCUCUACCCAUCGUCUCCAGAAGAAUAUCAGAUGGUUCAUACUUUUCCACAAACAGACCAAUUAUCUCCUAGUUUUCAAACUUCGCCCACAGUCCAUUAUGAUUUUUAUAAUCAGCAAUAUUAUGACAAUUCAUUUCAUGAAAACUAUUUCCAGUCAUACAAUCGGUUAUAACUUUCGAUUUAUGCUUAUGUCUAGAUUUAUCCGGUUUCAAAUUACUAACCUGUUUUUCUUUUUUAUCACAACUAACAAGCUCACGUUUUAUCAUUCUUGAAAUUUUUUCAAUAAAUAAUGAAAAUAAAAUCA